AAUGCUGGUUCUCCUACACGUGUAUGACACAUGUAUGUGUCUGUUAAAAACAGUUACAGUCAAACUAACCAGGUUCAGGAGACACUCAGGAUAGAGGACUACUCUGUCAGCCAGACUACACUGGACAAUGUGUUUGUGAACUUUGCCAAGAAGCAGAGUGACAUCUUUGACGACUCUGUCCCGGCGGAGAGCACCACGCCGUCGCCACGGCGAUUUCGACUGUUCCGGCGGCGCACGGAGACGGAGAUGCAGCCGAUCGUCCUGUCUGAGGAGUCGCUGGACCAGGAGGAGGAGGCCGUGUCCAUCCAGCUGGAACAGUCCAUGGCUCGCCUGGACUUCAUUGACUCUACUUGUUGAGAACCAAUCUGCGCCAUUGUGAAGA
Branchiostoma belcheri (Belcher's lancelet) is the source of this 382-nucleotide messenger RNA. Its product is annotated as ATP-binding cassette sub-family A member 2-like. Bases 31 to 357 code for a protein of 108 amino acids. The transcript is spliced from 3 exons. NCBI's taxonomy places the organism in Eukaryota, Metazoa, Chordata, Leptocardii, Amphioxiformes, Branchiostomatidae. The record is from RefSeq and is a predicted model, not a curated record.